UGUAGCGGAUACACGGCAAACGUAGCUCCCGUCACCGUGAGGCGGAGGUCCCGAAACAUGUCGCUGUCCCCUGUUGUUCUGCAGGACGGGGCGCUGCCUGCGGCUUAAACCGGACCCCCUCACCCCUCCGCCGGCUCUACAGCGGAACAACCCCCGGGCGGCGCUGAGUUUGGUGCAUCCAGGCGAAGAUGGCGGAGUUCUCGCCCGUGCUGCCGAUGCGGGAUGGGGGAGCGGGGGGAGGAGGUCGGUUCGGGCAGCCCAUUUUCCCUCGCUCCAGGUCCGGUUCCGAGUCAGAGAGCGAGCUGUCCCAGAGCCUUGCCCGGACCAAGAUCCGCUCCUACGGCAGCACCGCCAGCGUGUCGGCCUCUCUGGGGGAGAAGUACAUCGAGCAUCGGGUUACGGAUAGUGACACGCUGCAAGGGAUAGCUCUCAAAUACGGGGUUACGAUGGAGCAAAUCAAACGCGCCAACAAGCUUUUCAGCAACGACUGCAUUUUCCUCAAGAGCAUUCUGAACAUACCUGUGAUCACUCAGAAACGCUUCAUUUUUAACGGACUCUCUCUUGAAUCUCCCGAUAACGACUCUGCCGGGCAGGACUCGGACUCGCCCUCUGUCCUGACGCAGGAUAUAGAAGAGCCUUCCCCGCCCCCCUCCCCACCUCCCGAGGACCCCAGACCAAGCCAGAACCAGCAACCGCAGAAAACAGAGGAGCUGUCAGCCAAAGACUUCUUACAAAGACUGGACUUGCAGAUUAAACAGUCAAAGCAGGCAGCUCAGAAGCUUAAAGAAGAGGAGACAAGGAGCAGUGAGGACUACACAGCCCCAAAGUCAUCCUACCAAGAAAUCUGAAAACUGUUACUGUUUACUCACUGAAAGCGACAAUUUUACACAGUCAUGCUCUCAUUUUGUUCUACUGUUUUUAAGCAAGAAAUAAAGUGUCAUUUUUUGCCUUUUAUUUAUUCAGGUGUAAAUGGUUGUAAUGGUUUUGUACCUUUUAUUUGUCAUUUAAAGUUAAGCCCCAAAUUGUUCAAAUUCGGGCAUUCCUGGAGUAUCGAAAAAUGAUAAAAUGAUCGAAAAUCUUCUCAGAAAUUCUACUAAAAUUUUGACCAGUUCUUUUCUUAACAUCUCAUUGUUGACAUAACCACACAGUAUUAAAAUCUGUUUUCUUUAGUAUUUAUUUUGUUCAUCUACUUCCAGGGUAUGAAUCUAUUUGGGCUUAACUCUUAACCAUAUUGUAAAGACCUAGGCUACCUAUUUGCACCGGUGUAGGCAUUUCAACAGCAUCAGCUUGUUAGCCUGAUGUGCUGACUAACCUGUUCUAUAAUAGCGUCACUGGACAAUUAUCAAGCUGUUUUAUUUUUGUUUUUAUUGUACAAUUCAAGCAAAUAGACCGGAGAUGCUCUAAGAAGGGACUGCUCUAUUUUUGAAGUGUGAAUGUUUUAUUUAUGUGGGCUACCUGCUAUUUGUGCUUCAAGUUUUGUUUUAUUUGAUGAUGAAUAAAUAUCUGUUGAACCCA
This is a messenger RNA of Boleophthalmus pectinirostris (great blue-spotted mudskipper), 1515 nucleotides long. RefSeq names its product LysM, putative peptidoglycan-binding, domain containing 2 (gene lysmd2). The record is from RefSeq and is a predicted model, not a curated record. The transcript has 3 exons. The coding region runs from base 189 to 848 and encodes 219 amino acids. NCBI's taxonomy places the organism in Eukaryota, Metazoa, Chordata, Actinopteri, Gobiiformes, Gobiidae.